AUGGCAACCGCGCUCUGCCCGCUCCGCAGCCUCGGCCGCGCCGCGCUACGGCCCCGCGGCCGCCGCCUCCACCUCAGCGCGCCCAGAGAUGAUGCGGUUGUGAUUUCUGGAAGGAAGCUGGCCCGGCAGAUCAGGCAGGAAGCCCGUCACGAGGUUGAGCAGUGGGUAGCGGCUGGAAACAAGAGACCUCACCUCAGCGUUGUUCUCGUCGGUGAAAACCCAGCGAGUCACUCCUACGUACUGAACAAAACCAAAGCGGCGGCUGACGUCGGAAUCAGCAGUGAAACCAUCCUCAGGCCGGCUUCUGUUACUGAAGAGGAGCUACUGGAUUUGAUCAGCAAACUCAAUAACGAUGCCAAUGUGGAUGGCUUGUUAGUGCAGCUUCCUUUACCCGAACAUAUCGAUGAGCGCAAGAUUUGCAACGCUGUGACUCCAGACAAAGAUGUUGAUGGCUUCCAUGUAAUAAACGUGGGGCGCAUGUGCCUCGACCAGUACUCCAUGCUGCCGGCUACCCCGUGGGGGGUGUGGGAGAUCAUUAAGAGAACUGGCAUCCCAACGCUGGGGAAGAACGUGGUGGUGGCUGGCAGGUCGAAGAACGUGGGCAUGCCCAUCGCCAUGUUGCUGCAUACGGACGGCAGGCACGAGCGCCCGGGAGGUGACGCCACAGUCACAAUAUCCCACCGCUACACUCCCAAGGAGCAGCUGAAGCAACACACGAUCCGCGCUGAUAUCGUGGUGGCGGCAGCAGGCAUACCCAAUCUGAUCACAGCCGAUAUGAUCAAAGAAGGAGCUGCAGUUAUUGAUGUGGGAAUAACGAGAGUGCAGGAUCCUGUCACUGCCAAAUCGAGGCUGGUUGGGGAUGUGGAUUUUGAAGGGGUGAAGAAGAAAGCCAGCUACAUCACGCCGGUCCCUGGGGGAGUUGGGCCCAUGACAGUUGCCAUGCUGAUGAAGAACACCAUCAUCGCGGCCAAGAAGCUGUUGAAACCCAAAGAGCUGGAAGCGUUAACAGCUUAACGUGGGACUCCCUUUAGCACUGAAAACGACAUUCCAAACUGACUCCCAAACAGGCCGAUAGAAAAUGCAAUAUUUUUAUUUAUUGUAUUGGAAGUGGAAUUUCCUAUUCUGAGGUCAUAGGUAUUUAUUGGAAGCUGAAGCAUAUGCACGUUGGUCAUACUAAGGUGUAAUCAUCUAUGCUCCUGGCCUACUCGUGCUAGCAAAGCUGCUUUAUGUUUAAGCUAGCUCUUCUAGGAAGCCGGCCCUGCUCUUGCAGGGACUAGGCAGGGGUCGGGAUCCUGGGCGCGCAGCUCCCCUGGGAGCUCGGUGUGGCGUUCGCAGUCCCGUGGGAGGUAGAGCGCUGCUCCACGGUGCAAAAGCAAUGGCCUUCAUGGUUCUGAUCUCACAAAUGCUCAGUCUGCCCGGACUGCUCGCGUUUGACUCGCGCUGAAGUCUUCUACUCAACGCUGGAUGUUUAGUUUGAGUUAAGCUCUUCUGUAGAAGAAGUUACUUGAAGAAAAAAAAAAAAAGCCAUAUGUCUGCUCUCGGCCUGCGCCAGGCCCUGGGCAGUGGCAGAUCUGUUGUAACAUGUUCUUCUAGUGUGCAGCUAAGCUGGUUUUUUGCUAUUUGGAUGGUGAUAUUUUUUUUUAAAAGCCUUUUUUUUUUUUCUAACCAAAGAACAAGGGGGUGGGGGCUCUUGGUGUCUACACGGGGCACACAGGAGGUUGCCUGGACUGUAUUGUAAAGUGUGCAAGUACUUAGUGAAUAAGGCAGGCUAACUCUAAAUAAAGUACGAGAAGACAAAAAAA
Messenger RNA from Gymnogyps californianus (California condor), 1802 nucleotides. RefSeq names its product methylenetetrahydrofolate dehydrogenase (NADP+ dependent) 2, methenyltetrahydrofolate cyclohydrolase (gene MTHFD2). The record is from RefSeq and is a predicted model, not a curated record. Gene Ontology annotation, biological process: tetrahydrofolate interconversion. NCBI's taxonomy places the organism in Eukaryota, Metazoa, Chordata, Aves, Accipitriformes, Cathartidae. Gene Ontology annotation, cellular component: mitochondrion. Gene Ontology annotation, molecular function: methylenetetrahydrofolate dehydrogenase (NAD+) activity; methenyltetrahydrofolate cyclohydrolase activity; methylenetetrahydrofolate dehydrogenase (NADP+) activity. The coding region runs from base 1 to 1014 and encodes 337 amino acids. The transcript is spliced from 8 exons.